Messenger RNA from Dentiscutata heterogama, 130 nucleotides. Lineage: Eukaryota; Fungi; Glomeromycota; Glomeromycetes; Diversisporales; Gigasporaceae. The record is from the annotation of a GenBank genome assembly.
AUGUCCGUGAAUGUUGAAAAUUCAACAAAUUAUGUCCAACCUCAGGGAAAUAAAUAUACGUUUCAUUAUAAUCAAGAUUACGAGAUCAGAUCCUUUGAUGACAAAUUGUUGACCUUAAGACGCACCGAGG